Molecule: messenger RNA, 3269 nt
Organism: Cyclopterus lumpus (lumpfish)
Lineage: Eukaryota; Metazoa; Chordata; Actinopteri; Perciformes; Cyclopteridae
Gene: pacsin1b
Product: protein kinase C and casein kinase substrate in neurons 1b
Exons: 10
Coding region: 238-1638 (466 amino acids)
Biological process (GO): cytoskeleton organization; regulation of endocytosis; plasma membrane tubulation
Cellular component (GO): cytoplasm; endosome; plasma membrane
Molecular function (GO): protein binding; phospholipid binding
Source: RefSeq, a predicted model, not a curated record
AUUAAGGCCAUGGCUACCUUGACUCACGGACCAUCCCCCAUCCGGCGGCUCCGACAGCGACAGAUCUCCCGGGCGAUACAACGGAGGCAGCUGAUGAAGACAAUGAUUAUAUUAUUAAAAAAAAUAUAAAAAAAUAUUCAAAGAAGCUGGAUUUAAAAAAUCGUUUUGUGCAUGAGGAGCGUCACUCUGCUGCAGACCGCCACAGCCUGAAGCCAUCCGGCCAAAUCUGGAGAGACCAUGUCUGGAGCCUACGACGAGUCCGCCAGCCAGGAGGAGACCACGGACAGUUUCUGGGAGGUCGGGAACUACAAACGUACAGUGAAGCGGAUCGACGACGGUCACCGGCUCUGCAAUGACCUGAUGAACUGCAUCCAGGAGCGUGCCAAAAUCGAGAAAGCCUACUCGCAGCAACUGACGGAGUGGUCCAAGAGGUGGAGGCAGCUGGUAGAUAAAGGGCCUCAGUACGGCACGGUAGAGCGAGCCUGGAUGGGGGUGAUGACGGAGGCGGAGAAGGUGAGCGAGCUUCACCAGGAAGUGAAAAACAACCUGACCAACGAGGACUUUGAGAAGGUGAAGAACUGGCAGAAAGACUUGUACCACAAACAGAUGAUGGGAGGAUUCAAAGAAACCAAAGAGACAGACGAGGGCUUCAAGAAGGCCCAGAAGCCUUGGGCCAAAAAGCUAAAAGAGCUCGAGGCUGCCAAGAAGUCCUACCACAUGGCCUGCAAAGAGGAGAAGCUGGCGUCCACCAGAGAGGCCAACACUAAGGGAGAGGCCUCGGUGACCGCCGACCAGCAGAAGAAACUCCACGAGAAAGUGGACAAAUGCAAGCAGGACUCCCAGAAGGCUAAGGAGAAGUAUGAGAAGGCUCUGGAUGAGCUGAGUAAGUGCACUCCACAGUACAUGGAAAACAUGGAGCAGGUGUUCGACCAGUGCCAGCAGUUUGAAGAGAAGAGGCUGAGCUUCCUCAGGGAGGUGCUGCUGGACGUCAAACGCCACCUCAACCUCACGGAAGACCAAAGCUAUGCUACAGUGUACAGAGAACUUGAACGCACCAUCACGUCGUCCAGCCCGCAGGAAGACCUGAAGUGGUUCAGCAACACCCACGGCCCCGGCAUGCAUAUGAACUGGCCACAGUUUGAGGAAUACAACGCAGACCUCAGCCAUAACAUCUCCAAGAAAGAAAAGUCAAAGAAAGGCUGCGAUGGCGUCAUGCUGACUAACAUCACAACGGCAGUGGAACAGGCUCAAGCUGGAGACCGGGGAAGUGUCAGCAGCUACGAGAAGAACCAGGCGUUCAUGGCCUCCACAGAGUGGUCGGACGAGGACCAGGCGGCCCCGGACGAGGACCGGGCGGCUCCGGACGAGGACCGGGCGGCUCCGGACGAGGACCAGACGGCCCCGGACUCGGCGAACGACACCAACGGCGGGACCAACCCCUUCGACGAGGAAAUGCUGAAAGGCGUGAGAGUGAGAGCGCUGUACGACUACGAAGGCCAAGAGCAGGACGAGCUCAGCUUCAGAGCAGGGGACGAGCUGUUGAAGCUGGAGGACGAGGACGAGCAGGGCUGGUGUAAAGGUCGUCUAGACAACGGGCAGCUGGGUCUUUACCCGGCCAAUUACGUGGAGCCGAUGUAGCCAUUCCAGCUGAGGACGCUGGUGUCAUCGGGGUGGGGGAAAAAAAAACAAAAAAAACAGACUGAACCGUCCAGUCGUAACUGCACAUUGCCAGAGACUUGAAAGCAAAGCUUCCUCUUCCCGUCGGGCACGGUGAUCCGUCUUCAUCUCAGCACAUAUCACAGAGAAAACUUUACUGAAACAAGUUCAGGAUCACGUCAUCAUCAUCAUCAUCAUCAUCAUCAUCAAAAACACUGCAACGGAAGCAAAGAAAAACAAAAAUAUAUCAGUCUCUUUUGUGUGUGUGUGGCUGCAUUUGACUUCAGAUACGACGCUAACAUGCCAUACAGUAUGUCCUCUCAUCACCGUAUUGACAUGCGAGAAUGAGCUAAGCAUUGUGCAUUUCAUGUAUAUAUAUUUUAAUCUUUUUUUUUUUUUUUUUUACAGUUUCUACAGUUUUUGUUUUUCUCAUUGAAUACGGUGUUGUCUCUGUAAAAAAGAAAAAUGUGUACAUGUGGGAUAGUGUUGGGAAAUGUGCUUGUUCGCUUUCUCCCUGAGAGAAGAUGUGAAGAUGGAUAUCACUCAUGUUUGCACAGUAAAUAUGAAGCCACGGCCAGGAGCUGGUUAGCUUAGCUUAGCUUAGCAUAAACGCUGGCAAAGAAGGGGAAACAGCUAGCCUGACUCUGAAGAGAACAACAAUCUGCCUGCCAGCAGUUCUGAAGCUCACGUCUUGCAUCUUCUCCGUUGAUCCAGAGAGAAAAGAGACUUUGAAAAUGUCUUUUAUUUAAUCCGUACAAAUUUGAAGUAAAUGCGCGGCAGUUUUGGCAGCCAUUGACAUUAUUGGCAAAGAGCCAAUAAAGGGUUACAGCACAAUCCCCAACAAUACAACUUUUUUUUCUGAACCAAUUAAAACAAACAAGGUACAAGAUGUUAUUUACUGGGCUUCAGAGACAGGUUAGCUUAUUUCCCCAUGCUUUGUCUUUUUUGGUACACUAAGCUAUCCAGCUGCUAGCUCUGGCUUCAUAUGUAGCUUCAUAAUGUGUGUGUACACACACACACACACAAGAGUGGCAUCAAUCUUUAUCUCUAAUCCUAAUAUAAGCACUAUAACUAUUCCUUUCAUGCAUUUAGUCGUUUUCCUGCCGCACUCCGUAGCAUGUCACUGAAUUAGCAUUCCGAGCCAAGAUAAAUAAAAAAUAAAAAAGACAGCUCAACAUCAAUAAAGUGAACACACACAGUCACUAAGCAGAGCUCCUCUUUGAAGAAGUGGAAAUAUGUACUCUAUCAAAACUCGUGCAAGAAUUGUUUACAUUAACCGCCGCUGUCCCACCCGUCACUGGCGAGGUGCCCGUUAUAGCUACUGCAUUUCAUUUAGCCUCUCCUCCUGUUGUCUUAAAAACCUGCCUGGAAAACGAGCUUCAUUUUCCCCACCAAGGUUUAUAUUUAUUCUUUUUAAAGUUUGGCAGUUACGUGUUGACUAUGAGUGAAUGUCAGUGACUCUGCAUUAUCAGCUUCCAGCUCUUAUCUCUGUGAUUGUGUGCAUGCUGAUGCUCCCCCGCACACUGUUUACCGCUAUGAUCGCUCAAUUAGUUUUCCUCCAAAUCACUAACAGGUUCUUGAUCGAAUUAAAACUUUUAUCGGGAUGAUGAUGA